Molecule: messenger RNA, 1493 nt
Organism: Ipomoea triloba (trilobed morning glory)
Lineage: Eukaryota; Viridiplantae; Streptophyta; Magnoliopsida; Solanales; Convolvulaceae
Product: peptidyl-prolyl cis-trans isomerase CYP26-2, chloroplastic
Exons: 2
Coding region: 54-1298 (414 amino acids)
Biological process (GO): protein peptidyl-prolyl isomerization
Cellular component (GO): chloroplast
Molecular function (GO): peptidyl-prolyl cis-trans isomerase activity
Source: RefSeq, a predicted model, not a curated record
UCACCCCCUCAAAAAUGCAGAGUCUAACUUUGAAGGAGUCUUAACCAGAACAAAUGUGGGUUAAUCAGAGGACUGUUGAGCCCUCGGCUAAAAUCAUCCACCCACAUGCAGCACCAACACCACCUCCCAAGCAGAUUCAAGUCACACCCACAUCUCAUUCUCCUUCAGCUCUCAACAAAUCUUCCAAGUUAUCGCGGAGAGAGCUUGCCAUUUCAGCCAAUUCAUCCUUGCUACUACUCCUAGGCACCCAAGCACUAGUGCCAUUGCACCAGUUCAAGGCACGGGCCGAGGAAGUUUCUGAAACCACUGAUGUAAUCCAACCAGAAAAUACCCCAGGGGAGAGCGAGGUUAAGGCAGGGGAAGUUUCUCAAGGCACUGAUAUAACCGAGAACGAGGCAAAGGCAGAGGCAGUUUCUGAAAACACUGAUGUAAUCAAACAAGAAAAUGACUUGGGGGAGAACAAGGCAAGGACUGAGGAAGUUUCUGAAAACACUUAUGUAACCGAAAAAGGGAAUGGCGUGGGGGAGAGCCAGGCAAAGGCAGAUGAAGUUUCUGAAAACACCAAUGCAACUCAACCAGAAAAUGAUUCAGGAAAGAAUAACUACUGUGCAGGUCAAAAUCUGACAAACCGUGCAUUUCUUGAAGUAUCUAUUGAUGGGGAACCUGCAGGAAGAAUUGUUGUAGGGCUGUACGGGAACACUGCCCCUGGUGGCACAGCAAGAUUCAGUAAUCUCGUAAGUGGCAGAGCGGGCAUCAGUUACAGGAGAAAAGAGUUUGUGAAAAUCAUGCCAACCUAUGUGCAACAUGGUGGAGUGAGGUCAUAUGGUGUGGAUGCUGAGCUUGCAAGUAGAAGAGGAAGCAACAUGACAGUUGAUAGCCUUGUUUCUGAAUGGGAGAAGCAAUAUGAAAGCUGCCCCGGAACUAAGAAUAUAGCUGGGAGCAUAAGCAUCAUAGUCAGAGAUCCAUCAAAACCACCCCCAAAAGUGAAACUGGUUGCACGCAAUGGGAAGCUGGAGAUUGAUCAAGAGGAAGUGGGAAAGGCUCCAAAUGGAACCGAGUUCAUCAUAGCUACAAAAGACUCACCUGAGUUGGAUAGCUCAGCUUUGGUGGUUGGAAGAGUGCUGGAAGGGAUGGAUGUAGUGGAGAGAAUUGGUCAGGUGAAAACUGUGAAAGAGAAUACCAGUUCUCCUUACUUUAGGGUAGCGAAGUUGAUAGGAGAUAAAAGGGCUGUUGUUGCAGAGAGAGGCUUCAACCGACCUUACUCCAAAGUGAUGAUCACAAAUUGUGGUCUGAUGUAAUGAGUGAAAUGCUUUGGGGAACUUUUUUACCUUACAAUUUUUGUGAAGGGGACAAAAUGUCAGCAAACUUGUACUGCAUUCAUGGGGAACUUUUUUACCUUACAAUUUUUGUAGAGGGGACAAAAUGUUGGCAAACUUGUACUGCAUUCAUACUUUAAAUAAUAUUCAUCAUAGGAUCUUUUACAAUGUAAAAAA